AAGUCUCCGUCAGUCGAGUUUGGAGCUCGCUUAGCAGCGGACGCGUUUGCAAGUUGCGGUCAGUGUAGUCUCUCCACGCAGAAUUCUGGAUAUCCCGAAUCGUGAAACAGCGAGAAGUGCGGGUGUUCAUCAUCUUCAUCAUCAUCAUUGCCGGGGAAAGCGUUGCUUCUCUGUUCUGAAGACGAUCCUGGACUUGAUCUGCGUUUGCCGCGAAGAUCUUUCCUCAGUGUGGAAGCUGCGGUCGAAGUGAUUGGACGUUUCGGUUGCGUGAAAGACACCCGGGUAUCUAUCGUUGGAAGAUUGGCUAUUGGACAAAGAACUGACAGCAACUUGACGGACGGUUGUGCUAAGUGGUUAAGCUAUUAAUCACGCCAGGGUUUGGAGAAUAGUGUUUGCAAGCUGACAGUUUGAUAUGGAUAGUUUCUAGUUUGCCAGGAGGGACUGUGCCGAGCCGCUAAUCGCGCAUAUUUAAGAGUGUAGUGAUACUGUUUUAUCGGCGUGACCAACACCUUUGGACUAAAGCAUGCGUGAUUUGUGACGGUGCUUUGUGAUUCAACGAAGGAAAGCAAUCGGUGCCGGUGUCGUGCUGAAGUGUGAGAAUUGAUUAUUAGUCGUUUUCUUUAGCAGCAGAUUUCUUCUCCGCGGAACGAAUCAGUUUUCGCCUGAUGGAGUUAUCAAAGAGCGAUACUUGACGAGUCAAUAAACGAUCGACCGUAGUUGAACUUCUGUUUCUGUUGUACCGCUCUGCUGAGCGAAUAGCAACAUCGACGAGAACCGCAGAAGAAGUGCUGAAGUCAGUGCGCGCGACGCGUCGAAAAUCAAAUAAAUAAAUUUAUUAUCAAAUCAGGUCAAUUUGUAUUAAGAAGAAAUAUUGCGUAGAGUAAGAGUGCGCGCAGUCUUCGGUCGUCGGUGGCUGUUGGAUAGUGCUGCAUCGUGUUCGGUCCUCGCUGUAUUGUACCGGGUAGACAUGUGAAUGAAGUGACUCUCUUGUGUUCUCGCCCGCUAGGAAUGUGAAUGUGAACAAACGAAGAACGCAUCAAUUCAAGGGUGAAAUAGCAAAAGCUGCGGCACUAAUAAGCAGUGGCAAUAAUCAUCAUCGUGUCGUUACGCGAGUGUCAUGUUACAAACCGCGCCGCAGUACUGAUCUAAUCGAAGUGGAAGCGCCCUGUGAAGAUCCGUGCAUACAUUACACAUUUUUGCCACUACAGUGAUAGUAGCCAUAUACCGUAGAGAAUCCGCGCGCCUCAACCGGUUCAGACGCGAAUGUAAACAGAAAUUAUACUGCGAUCUGAUGAUAGGGCAAUAAAUCAAACCAAAACUGUCAGCAGGAAUUGGAUUUUCGAGCCGCGUUGUCCGCCCUGAAUUGGUAGUGUUCGCGAUAGUAGAAUCCCGCCGAAGAAGAACUAAGAGGCCGCCGCCGUUGAGUGUUUUGUAGGUUGUUGCCGGCAAAUUGGCAAUUGGACAUAAAUUACACAACGCGCAGACACAGACCGGGGGUAGUCAGUAGCGGCUCGGCGGCGUCAAGAUGAAGCUAGCUGUGGCCUGUCUGAUAACGCUGGCGCUGCGGUGUACCCUGGCCAUUCCGCCCAAGUCGGAACCGACGAUCUCGGAAUGUACGGCGAAAGGUGGAGAGUGCGAUGAGAGCAAAGGUCGACCUGUAUGCGGGACGGAUAAUCAGACGUAUCCGACGCGAUGCCAUCUGAUAAGGGCGCAGUGCAGCGGUCAUCAGGUCAGCCUCAAACAUCGGGGGACUUGUAAAGACGUCUGUCACGCAUCACGCACGUACGCCCUCCAGCACCGGUCCAGUUCGCCCUACGGGGUCAAAUUUGUGCCACGCUGCCGGGAGGAUGGAACCUACGCUCCGGUGCAGUGCCUGGAAAGUGUCGGCUGCUGGUGCGUCAACGGCCAAGGCAAACCACUGCCCAAUACGACGGUUCAGCAUGGGAAACCGGUUUGCGUCAAGAAGGGCAAAUCAAACCAGCGGCGAUCCUCGCCACGAAAUCCGGUUAGAAACAAACGCAGUUGCUCUCGUAUGGACCGAGCCGUGUUCAACCGUAAUCUGUUGAAGCUUUUCGAGAACGAACACAUUCGUGUGCAGCAAAACGUGAAGGGAGGAUUAACGGCGGCCUCGGUCAGCGAGAAAACCGUCCUGGAUUGGAAGUUCGCUUCGAUCGAUGGCAACCGGAAUGGCGUCCUGGACAAGACCGAGUACCGAGAGUUGAAGCGACUGAUCAAGAAGGUCGUGAAACCGAAGCGCUGCGGUAGGUCUUUUGGUAAGAGCUGCGAUGCCGAUCAGGACGAGCGGCUAUCGCGGUUGGAAUGGGCCAACUGCUUCUCCAAGGAUAACCUAACACCCGAGAUGGAUCACCACUAUCACAACCACCACCCUUCAUCACAAUCAUCACCAUCAUAUGCCGCUGCAGCGCCGCAUCAAAACCACCACCAUCAACAGCAGCAACACCACCAGCAGCAGCAGCAAUACCAACACCAACAUCAUCACAUGGGUGGCGUAGGCGGCGGCGGCGGCUACGGUGGUGGUACAUUAAUCGGUGUCGGUGGCUCCUCCCAUUCUUCCUCUAGCUCUGGUUCUAGCACUAGCUUCCUCCGGUACGAUGAGUCACAGCAGAAUGGCUCCAAUGAUUACACUGAUUUUGACGAUGAAGAUGAUUACUCAGAAAAUGACGACGAUUCGGACGAAUUGCCCGAUAGUGAUAAUACGCUACUGAACGGACUGCACUUUAGCUUUGCCGGCAAGCGGCUGCAGCCCAAUUUGUUGCUACAAGGUAAAACAACGCUGGAGCUGAAAGGUGACCAGGAUCCCAUCUUCAAAGACAGCGAGGCCGAAUCGGACUGCCUGAGUGAUCGUGCCGCCGCACUGGAGGAGCAAAGGAGUGGUGCUACGGCGCUAUACGUUCCGGAAUGUACCGCCGACGGGCGGUAUCAACGGGUCCAGUGCUACUUGUCGACCGGGUACUGUUGGUGCGUCCACGAAGACACCGGAAAGAACAUUCCCGGGACGUCAACUAAGGACAAGCGACCGCAGUGUGACGUGUAUCCGGGCGUAGGGGGUCGACAGAUGCAGGGCUGCCCCGAUGACAAGAAGUUGGAGUUCUUGCGAGACUUGAAGGACUUUUUGAAACAGCAAAUAGCAAGCAACUCGGUGACGGCAGCGGAUAACACCAAAUGGGGAACCGAAGACGAGAAGAUUGCAACGCUCAGCUUUGUACUGCUAGACAAGAACAAGAACAAGGUUUGGGAGCGGAAGGAGUGGAAAAUUUUCCGAGAGCUUGUCACUGAAACAAGACAAUUGCGAAAAUGUGGCAAAAAGAUGCCUCGCUAUUGUGACGUAAAUAAUGAUCGCAAGAUCACCCUCUCCGAAUGGCUCAAUUGUUUGCAAACCCAGCGGACACCCUAUGUAGAAGGGGGCUCGGUAGCCAAGUCAUCCUCGCUGAUGUCCACCAGCGGAUCCUCUGGAGGCGGAGGCGGAGGUGGAGGUGGAAUCGGACAUUCUGAAAGUGGUUGGAAACCAUCCUUGUCCGCAUCAUCCACCUCCAAGUUCCGGGGCCCUAACCCUCUGGAAUCGGUUCUGAAAAGCGACUGAAAGUCUCGUAGCAUAUCGAACAUGAACAACCACCCACAUACCAACCACAACACACCCACAUAUUUACGAAUGAGACUUAAAGCGAAUGCGGGGUUUUCUGGAGGCAUCCAGAAUGUUCGCCACAUAGGCAAACAGAUGUAACAUUUGGACGUAUUGGAUCUAAAGUUAGACAAUAUUCAAUCAGCAGCGUAAACUCCUUGACCUUUAUAACCUAAUACAUAGUUCAAGUAAAAACAGGCUUCUAAAAAAUAGAUAUUGCAAAAAUCAUGAUUAAUCGUCUCAAAUAAUGAUAUAUUUUUUUAAAACUGUGGUUACGUAUGUCAUCCUCAAAUCCAAAAUAACGGCCAUAGCUUUGUAUAUACGUGGUCAGGAUUGUACAGCUGAGUACAGAUUGAAUAGAUCUCCAAAUAAUGUUGGACCGGCUUCGAACUUUAAAUUUGAUUUUGAAUGGAAGGUCUUGGAUUUCGUUGGAAGCCAAUUUGUAAUAUUUUGUCACAUCAGUUGAUAGAUUCGAACAAUAAUAAGUGUAUACGAUAUUUAAACUCUUCCUAUUAUGCUCCAAGUAACUUGUUGAUAGAAAGCUACGACUAUGUUUUUUCGUUAUUCUGACUAUUACAUCUGUUUGCCGUUCACACCAUGAAUAUGGAUGCUUCCACAGAAGAAAACGACAAGUAGUGCCAUGUUUUACACAGCAAUAUGACGACAACAAUCCGUUGAAAUGCAAUGUGCAUUCAAAUGCAAUAUUUUGAAUGCUCAACACAAAUACUACAAUAAAGAACGAUCAAUUAUUGCAACCCAUUGAUUACUAAUUACUGUAACUACCGGUGUACCAGUGAUAUUUUCGCACUUUAUAUCGCACACUCUUAAAAAAGCAACGCUAGAGGAACUGCGUAUAUUCUUUUCUAAGCUCUGGAAGAAUGUACGGCGAAGGAACAAAACGGAUUUCAGAUUGUUUUAUUUAGUUGAUUAAGUUUAAGCGAGACGCGAGAGCGAGCUAGGGUAAAAUUUGAUGGCGAUCGAAAGUGGAAAUUUCCGAAUGAAAUCAGUAUUAAAAUAGCAAAAAAAAAUGGAUCAUCUGUUGCCGCUUUCGCAUCGCAUUGCGCCACACUUGUGCAGGGCAUCUUUGACGAAACAAAAAAGGUUUUUGGGCUUUCUGUUAUUGAAUCAAAAGGAAACGAAUGCGAGAUUAGGAAUGAAAAUAGAGAGCGAUGUAUGAAAUGAAUUUCUAAAAGUGCGUGUGAUAUAUGUUAUUUAAUUUAAACUGUACGUUAUUUUAUAGUCUUUUUUGUACGCAAACGAAUCCCAAUUAUAACUAUAUUGCAUAGUUACUUUUAAAUAUAACUGUUUUGUGUAAGUUUCCUGUUUAAUGCAAACAAAAGCAUGAAUCAACAAACAGGUUUUUUUAAAAGAGAUAAAUGCUUAUUGCUUACCUAUUUAUACGAACUGUGAAAAUAUGAAAGCAUCGAAUCCGUGCUACAACGGAAACGAAGAAUGAAUAGAAUGCUGCAGAAAAAUAUCAUAAAAGAGAAGAAA
Messenger RNA from Aedes aegypti (yellow fever mosquito), 5134 nucleotides. It is a transcript of the gene magu, whose product is annotated as SPARC-related modular calcium-binding protein 2. Gene Ontology annotation, molecular function: calcium ion binding; protein binding. The record is from RefSeq and is a predicted model, not a curated record. The transcript is spliced from 11 exons. The coding region runs from base 1526 to 3601 and encodes 691 amino acids. Lineage: Eukaryota; Metazoa; Arthropoda; Insecta; Diptera; Culicidae.